Messenger RNA from Penicillium verrucosum, 939 nucleotides. RefSeq names its product polysaccharide deacetylase family protein. Gene Ontology annotation, biological process: carbohydrate metabolic process. The record is from RefSeq and is a predicted model, not a curated record. Gene Ontology annotation, molecular function: hydrolase activity, acting on carbon-nitrogen (but not peptide) bonds. Lineage: Eukaryota; Fungi; Ascomycota; Eurotiomycetes; Eurotiales; Aspergillaceae. Bases 1 to 939 code for a protein of 312 amino acids. The transcript is spliced from 2 exons.
AUGUCUUCCUCCCGGAAACCCAAAGUCCAAAUUCUACUCUCCGUGGAUUUCGAUGCCGUCUCGGGCUUUCUAGGCACUGGUGCUUCGGCUACAACCAAUCUAGCCGAUUACAGCAGUGGCUUUUUCGCAGGUCAAGUCGGAGUUCCACGCUUAUUACGCCUGUUUGAGAAACAUGGAAUUAGUUCCUCGGUGACUUGGUUUGUGCCCGGUCAUUCAAUGGAAUCAUUCCCAGAAGAAACCAAUGCAAUUGUUCAGUCGGGCGCCGAAAUCGGUUGCCAUGGAUAUGCGCACGAGGGCUCCAGUCAAAUGACCGAAUCACAGGAGAGAGAAGUCGUCGCCAAAUGUGUGCAAUUGGCAACCGACUUGACCGGAAAGAAACCUCGAGGAUGGAGGGCGCCAUUAUAUCAAUUACGAACACACACCAUUCAAGUUCUAGAAGAGUUUGGAUUUUUAUACGAUUCCUCUCUCACGCAUCAUGAUUCGUCGUUGUACUUUAUCCCUCGAAUGUCAGAACCCACGGCCAUUGACUUUUCACCUUCCAAAUCUGCUUCUACUUGGAUGAAACCCCUUCCUGCCCCUGGAGCCAGGACUCCCCAGACUUUGGUUGAGAUUCCAUGCAAUUGGUAUAUGGAGGACAUGACACCCCUUGGUUAUCUGCCAGCGGCCCCAAACUCGCAUGGAUUUGUCAGUCCGACCACCAUUGAGCAGAAUUGGAAGUCGCGAUUCGCAUUCCUCUACAGUGAGGCUCUCGAAAAAUCAAUUGAGGAAGAUUCUGAGCAAGGCUUUGUUUUCCCUUUGGUCCUACACCCCGAUACUAGUGGAAUGGCCCAUGUGAUUGGGAUGAUUGACCGAAUGAUUUCGUGGCUCAAACAGCAGGGAGAUGGGGUUGAAUUUGUGACAUAUGGCGAUUGUGCAGCCGAGUGGAAAAAGAAUGUUUGA